CGCUACCACCCGGUUGCGGGGGGGGGGGCGGGGGAGAGGCGGCGAGCGGGAGAGCCCUUCCGGAAAGGCGGGGGGAGCACGGACAGCGCGAGAGGAGGAGCGAGCCGGAGAGCGGGCUCGGCCCCCGUUUGACGUGCCCUCCCUCCCGCGGCGAGGCGGAUGGUGCGGUCCGCCCAGCGCGUCCCGUUGCUAGGGGCGAGGGCGGCAGCCGCCAUGGCCGGCUUCGUGGAGCCGGGGCAGGAGGCGGGAGCCGUCCUGGUGCAGGUUCAAGAAGACCUUCACAAGCUUAAAGUGAAAAAUAUCAACUUGAAAGAAAAUGUAAAAUCUGUGGAUAUUAGCGACCUUGGAACAGCAAUUGAAAGAACCAAAUUUGGGCUGAGAAAACAUGCUGAAAAUUACUUAAGCACUAUGAACAGACAAGUGUUAACUAUUUCUUCUACCGAUGAUAAAGAAGUACAUUCAAAAGAGCCCCCUAAAUGGGGCCUUCAUUUUGGUGCUUCUCAGAAACAGCUUGUUUUACCACGAGUACCUGUUGAGCCCAUGACUGUCCAGGCGUACAGCAAAUCAGCACUACGCAUUUCUCAAAGUUCACAGCAGCAGAUGGAAAUGGAUAUGAAAAUUAUGCUUGACCCAGAGAACAUCGAUAAUAAAGCUGUUUUGAAACCACAGAACUAUGAGACCAGGCUGCCACUUAUAAUUAAGGAAAAAUCUGCUCCUAUGUAUAGUCAGAAGAUAGUGAAAGGUCAUACAGUUAGCAACCUUUGGGGUUUUCCUGCCUCUCACUACAUGGAUUCUCCCUUACCCCUGUUAGAAGAAGAUAUAACAAAAGGUGUUCUGAGCCUAACUGAGCAAAGGCUUGUCCCUCCAGCAGCAAAGAUAACUCUCCAGACACCUCCUGUUGUAUCCAAAGCAGCACCUUCCCAUGAAUUUCACAGGCAGCACAAGAAAUCAGCUGUAGGAGAGAUUAGUAGUAGGGUGGACCCUGAGAAUACAGGCACCACCGCCUUCCCAAACUCAAAGGAAGCAAUUUAUGGCACAUAUUCCUCUAGUAAAGGUAACAUUGCACCACUUCCACCCAGCAGCUCCAUGGUUUCAGCAAGGAAGUCAAAGCCGGUGUGGACGUGUCCAGCUCAACAGUUGGAAUCUGAGCUGCAGAUUCUGUCUCAGACACAGCCCCUGCAAAUGUCUCCACAUCAGUCCUUACAGGAUCCAUGCUUUGAUUGUGACAUUGUUGUUUACCAUGGCACAAUAGACCAGAAAGCUCCAGGCUUUCUUGCGUUCAAGCAACAUUAUUGUUUAUCUUGGGGGAGCGUUGUCUUUUUUUUGGAACAUACAGAAAAGCUUCUCAAGGACUAUGCUGUACCAUUGGCUAAGAUAAACAGUAAAAAGUUGGUGGAAGUUGCAUCAGACUUUGAGCUUACUGAGAAUCCCACCAAAAGGGACAUUCUGUCAGUGAUAAAGAAUCAAUCAACUGUGGAAAAGAUCUUAAAUCGACCUGGCCAAAGAUACAAAGGCCAAGGGGGUACCGAAAUGGCCGCUACAAAGAUCCAAGCAACAUGGCGAUGUUAUCAGGCCAGAAAAACCUACGUCCAUUUCAGGCAGCAGCAGUGGGCAUCAGGUGUGAUCGCCAUUUCUUGGCUCUUGCAUAAUCACAUGGCACGUGUGAAAAAGACCCUGAAGGAAUCACGUCAGAGACACCUGGAGAAUUUUUACAUCAGGGCCAAGCAUCUGGCAGCCAACUGGAAUCGCAUCAGGACCUCCAGGAGGACUAUUAUCCAUAUCCCAUCAUUAGGAUAUUCCCAAUGCAUCCGUGAGCAUAUUCCUGAUCUUGCUCUCCAACAGAAUAUGCAGAUGGGAAGGCUGUGUGACAUACUGGAUGCCAACGUGGACGUCAUCUACAUCUGCCCCCUUCAUCUGAGUGAGGAGUUACUGCAGUAUUACAAUAAACUCCUGGGUCUGCAGGCAGCUGUUAGAUCUGGGAACCCUGAGGACAUGGGUGACCUGCAGGACAGGUUCAAAAUUCUCACCCCUGAAGCUAUAAACAGCUUCCCUAAGCAUCACAUGUGCCUAGCCACUCAGCUGAAGUACAGUCCCAAGACAAUCAAAAGAAUAAAAAUUCUUAUCCAGAGCAGAGAUGCCUACAUUAUUGGAGGGGUUCCCCACAAAGAUGAUUUAGCAGUGGCUGACAUGCUAAAUGUGCCUAUACUAGGCUCGGUGCCAGAAGUGGCUCAUCUCUAUAGUACCAAGUCUGGAAGUAAACGAAUUUUUGCCAGUGCUUGUGUGCCAACCCCUCCUGGAGCAUCUGACAUCUACAACAAUGAACAGAUGAUUAGUGUUCUCAGCCAGCUGAUCAUUGACAACAUGGAAGUGCAGCGUUGGUUGUUUAAAGUGAAUGAUGAAUCUGGAGGAAAUGGCACUGCCUAUUGCGACAUUAUCUCACAUUUGAAAUGCUACCACUGGGUUCAAAAGGAACGUCAGAGAUACAGCCCUGAGAUAUGGAGUAAGAAGUGGGCACAUGAGCCAGCUUUGGUGAAGAUCUCCCAGGAGCUGCCGGGCCUUUUAGCACAGCACGUACAGCCAGUCAAUGAGAAACGAUUCCCUACAUGGGAAAAAUUCCUCCAAACAUUUCUUAGUCAAGGUGGUGUGAUAGAAGCCUUCCCGCUCUCAGAAAAUGUCACAAACCUUACGGUGGAUAUGCUGAUAGAGCCAACAGGCAAGAUAAAAAUAGUGUCAUCUGGAGAUCAGCUCCAUGCUGACGGUCCUUUGCGAUCAUCUGGCACUACCAUUCCACAAUGUUCUGUUGAUCCAGCAGUUCUUAAUUCACUCUGCUUAAAAAUUGGAGAAACCUGUAAAUCUAAAGGAGUGCUCGGUUACUUCUCUGUUGAUUUUGUGACUUUCAUCCAUCCACAAACGAUGGAGCAGCAGGUAUGGGCAACGGACCUUGACCUUUGCUAUAGUGACCAGCUGGCCUUGACUCAGCUUAUGUUGUACGUGACAGAUGGAAAUCUGGAUUGUCGCUCUAGCCGCUUUGAAGUAUCUCUUGGUUCAAAGAAAAUGAAAAGCCAACGUAUUCAGCAUGAGAAGACAAAAACUCCUUCUCCAAUAAGCAACCGGUGUGCAGUAGCAAGCAGUCAACUGAGGCACUCCAGCCUUUCAGUAAUCUACUGUAAUGUUCUCCUCCAGAUGUGUAAAGCUCACAGUGUUGGAUUUGACCUCCAGGAAAAACAGGGGACAGUUUUUAUACUGUAUGAAGAUCAGAAGCGAUACAGAUUGGGCAUGAUAACAAUCGGAGAGGAUCUCCAGGGGGUCCUCAUGACCUUUGCUCGCAAUCUCUUCAUCAUCCAUCAAGAAAUAUCAGCACCUAAUAUGCAAGGCGAGACCAAUUUUAAGAUGGCAAUUCAAGGUAUCAAAGCAAUUCUAGGAAUUACAGCAGAAAACAAACUGAAAUUGGAAGAGGAGCAACCUUCGAAAGCAGAUGCUCUGAAAGAAUAGUUAACGGAAAAUGUUUAAGUGCCUUAUUCUUUAUGCUUCUGGAAACACUUUCUCAUCUGUAAGAACAGGUUUGGUUUUCCUUCUGCAUUGGCAUGUGAAGUAAUAUUAACUGAGACAGUACAUUUCCAUGAUUUCCAGGCACGGUAUUUAGAAGGAUAUCCCUUCUUUCACAAAAAUAAACUGUUGAAAAGCAGAGGAUCAUGAUAAAUGCCCCUGAAGUUCAUAUUGUCAUUCCUGAGGGUACAGAAUCUGUUUUUAAAAUCUUAUUAAUAGGGGUCACACUGUCUUUGUCACUAAAUCAGACUAGGAGAUCAUACUCCAUUGAAGAGAGUCCUGUACCCCUGAAUUCCCUUUCAAACCUUCUAAAAGACAGGCUUCUGACAUGAAAGUAGGUCUAGUGUUCCUCUGCCCAUAAACAAAUACACUUAAAUGCCAUCCUAGCAGUAAGGCUAGCAACCUGGAUUCCUCUAUUUGUCCGCUAUUUCUUUUGUUAUCUACACAAUUUUUGCAGCAGUUGUUUCAUGUUCAUUUUCAAAUUAUCAAAAAUAAUAGUAAUAGCACUAGCUCAACAACGGAUUCUGAGAGCACCAUUAGAAUUAUACUGGAACGAUGAUUCCCAGUAUACCGUGACUUUUGCGGAUCUAUCUGUCCGUCAGAGAGAUUCUGUAUUUCAGAUACUGGUGACUUUUUUUGUCACAAUUGCUAUGCACUGUUAUGUUAGAGGGCAACAGUUACAUUUGUAAAGUUAUCUUUAUCCAUCAAAUCUCUAAUAUCCCAACAGACAACACAUUCUAAAUUUUACUAUAGAAGAGUGCAUCUUCUCCAUUGGAUGGAUACUAUUGUCCCAAGCCUCGCAAAUAUCUUUGCGAUUACUUCCCCAAAAGCUUGGGCAAAACCCGUUUUUAAGAUGAAUAAUGAAUGUGACCUUGCAGUUGCAGCAGAUCAGUGCCAGGUUUUUCCGAUGCCCAAGUCUUUGGUCUGUUAGCUUCAUACAUUAUCUUUUGUGUUACCCUUUUUUUCUUCUACUUUGGUCACAGAAGUAAUUAAUUGCAGAUGAGAACAUUUGCAUAAAUGCUGUUCCCUGUUUGAAAUAAAAAUCUAAAAGACUAUUUUUGUUUAAUUCUUGUUUGGUUUUGUUCCUUUCUUGCAUGUAAUCUCAAUAUG
Molecule: messenger RNA, 4656 nt
Organism: Harpia harpyja (harpy eagle)
Lineage: Eukaryota; Metazoa; Chordata; Aves; Accipitriformes; Accipitridae
Gene: IQCH
Product: IQ motif containing H
Exons: 21
Coding region: 160-3492 (1110 amino acids)
Molecular function (GO): protein binding
Source: RefSeq, a predicted model, not a curated record